AUGUCUACAGAGAUGAAUGUCAACGACGAAUUUCACAAAGGUGGUAAAUUGGCAGAUGUGACACUCGUUGUUGAGGAUCAUAAAAUAUUAGUUUCUAAGGCAAUACUUAGUAUCGCUUCGCCUGUGUUUUGUGCCAUGUUCGACAGUGACUUCCAGGAGAAAACAGAGAAGGAAAUACAAUUACCCGGAAAGAGUUACAAAGAUUUUGUUGAGUUUCUAAGAUGUAUUUAUCCUGACAAGACGAAGAGGACAACCGGUAUAGAAUGCCUGGAAGAAAUGAAAGAAAAAUGCAUUUAUCUGGCCUCUGAGCAUACUCUCUACCGGCUUAAAGCUGCCAGAACGGCAUACCAAAUAUCAGAUGCCAGUCAUUACAAGAUAAUAGAGCCGAGAGUUGUAUAUAUUUGA
Ruditapes philippinarum (Manila clam) is the source of this 405-nucleotide messenger RNA. RefSeq names its product BTB and MATH domain-containing protein 38-like. Lineage: Eukaryota; Metazoa; Mollusca; Bivalvia; Venerida; Veneridae. Gene Ontology annotation, molecular function: protein binding. The transcript has 2 exons. Bases 1 to 405 code for a protein of 134 amino acids. The record is from RefSeq and is a predicted model, not a curated record.